GGGGAGGAUCACAGGUAGGGAUGAGACCAACAGAUUUUUGUGGAAGGAGAGAAGGAAAAGCCACAAGUACACCUGAGCUAUGGCAUCACUGUGCUACAACAAGGGCUGUGGGCAGAGGUUUGAUCCUGAGCACAACACCAACAAUUCCUGCCUGUAUCACCUGGGUGUCCCCAUCUUCCACGAUGCCCUGAAGGGCUGGUCUUGUUGCAAGAAACGCACAACAGACUUCUCAGAGUUCCUCUCCAUCAAGGGGUGCACAAAGGGAUUUCACAGCAAAGAGAAGCCUCCUGAGCCUUUCAGCCAAGGGGAGACCUCAGACAAUCAGAAGGCCAAACCAGUGGAGGAGCUCAUCAUCCAAGGACCAAAAUCAGCUGAGAAGAUGCAACAGGAAAGACCAAGCUCUGAUGAGCCAAGACAACUGCUGCCCAUUAAAGUAUCCAGGUCUCUGGAACAGGCACUGGAGAAACUGAACCUGUCCUCCAAAGACGAGGCACUUGAGGGCAGUUGCGCAAGGGAGACGACUGCCCAGGUGAGAGUUGGCACCACCUGCAAGAAUGCAGCCUGCAAGGUGAUCUACCGAGGGCCAGAAAGCAACACAGAGGUUUGUACUUUCCAUCCUGGUGUUCCUGUCUUCCAUGAGGGGGUGAAGUCCUGGAGCUGCUGCGGCGUCAGAACCACGGACUUCAGCGCCUUCCUGGAGCAGCCGGGCUGCAGCCGUGGGCGGCACUGCUGGGCAGGGAGGGCGGACAAGAAGGCAGUGUCAUGCCGGCAGGACUGGCAUCAAACCAGCAGCCAGGUGGUGGUGACUGUCUAUGCCAAGAACCCGCUGCCUGCCCUCAGCAGUGUGAAAGCCAACCGCACUGUGCUUGAGGUUCACAUCAUCUUUGAAGGGAAUAAGAUUUUCCAGGCUGAAAUGAAUCUUUGGGGGGUCAUCGAAAUAGAGAAGAGCUUCGUGAGCAUGGUGCCUACCAAGGUGGAGAUCAUACUUUGCAAAACCAGCUGUGGCUCCUGGGCCAGGCUGGAGCUCCCCCAAAGCAGGUCACACUCCUGUGGUGAGCAGGAGAAGGCUGCCUGCACGAAGGAGCCUAGGGCCGUACAAGAGGAGGAUUCAGAUGACAACUUGAGCUGGUCAGAGGACGAUGAGGAGGAGCUGGAAAUGGGAACACCGAGCAACUGACAGUCAAGCGCUUCAGUGGCUGAGCAGUGCUGGCUCCUCAGCUGCUGGGAACCUUGGCACCCCCUCCAGAGGAGCAGACCCAGCCCAGAGCAAUGUGCAGGCUGCAGCACACCCUCUCCCCUGGUCAAGCGGCAAGUAAUAAAAACCCAGUGCAAAGGUUA
This is a messenger RNA of Pezoporus flaviventris, 1338 nucleotides long. RefSeq names its product integrin subunit beta 1 binding protein 2 (gene ITGB1BP2). NCBI's taxonomy places the organism in Eukaryota, Metazoa, Chordata, Aves, Psittaciformes, Psittacidae. The transcript has 11 exons. The record is from RefSeq and is a predicted model, not a curated record. The coding region runs from base 80 to 1177 and encodes 365 amino acids.